Molecule: messenger RNA, 1580 nt
Organism: Halichondria panicea
Lineage: Eukaryota; Metazoa; Porifera; Demospongiae; Suberitida; Halichondriidae
Product: mucin-2-like
Exons: 1
Coding region: 24-1148 (374 amino acids)
Molecular function (GO): double-stranded RNA adenosine deaminase activity; RNA binding
Source: RefSeq, a predicted model, not a curated record
GGAUAAAGCUACGCUGUUUAUUGAUGAGUCAACAAAAUCAACCCAGACUAGACAGCACAGCGCAGCAGAGAUCAACGAUCAACCAGCCCCAGGCCCAGGCAUCUGAGGCAUCCACCAAUCGAAUCAUAAUGGCAAGCUUUCAACCAACGGCAACACUUCAGGAAAGCAUUUUGGGAUUCUUACAGGGCUGCAAGGACCCCCAACCAUCUCUAGCCAUUGCUAAGAAAGUUGGAAAAAUAACUGCAAAAGAAGUAAACCCAACUCUUUAUCGACUCGAAAAGGAAGGAAAAAUCGUUAAAACAAUGCCCUCAGGAUCUAAACCAUUUUGGAAAAUUGCAGGCACUGUUAUUCCAUCAGAUGAUCUACCUACUACGAGGUCGAGGGCCAGGGACGAUCAGCAAAGUGCCAACAGUUACACCGUUCCCCCACAAGGUAGCCAAGCUGGAAUAGGUGAUGAAAAACUUUAUAGACGAACCGAUUUUGAGGACGGAGUUACGUUUCAUGCCGUCAAUCGACCUACCAACAAUACACCAACCUUUGUACCUGUACCUGUCAAUGAAUCAGUGGGCGGACCUCAACCAGUUACACCUCAUUCGAUCCAAGAAAGCAGCAUUGCCAAUCCAUCCACUGCUACUCCUCAGCAAGCCAGCGAAGGUCGUCCAUCAAGACCCGUUCAGAUAGAAGUGGACGACAGAUUCCAGCAAGCUACCGACCCAGUCACACCCCCAAACCCUAUAAAUUUUGCGGGAAGGGGCAAAGAGAUGCAAAAAGACGAGAAAUCGAAGGCUAAGAACAUUGAAAACCAAGUGUCAAUAAACACAAUGAAUAACAGUGAAACUGAAACCAUUGAAAGUCCCCCGUCGUCCAGAUCCCCCAGUGCUGUCACCCUGGACUCUAACUCUGGUGGAAGCAUUGAACCAGUGAGCCUGUCCAGUUUAACUAUUGAGCCGAGGAGUAGCAAUAUGCCCCUUAGUGAAGCCACCUCCUCCUCUAAUAUUCCCCCCAGUGAAGCUACCCCCUCCUCUGAUAUGCCCCCCAGUGAAGCUACCCCCUCCUCUGCAGGAGGGCCUCGUGGCUCAAAGGCAAAGAUGGCUAUCAGGUUUCCUGGCAAGCCAAAGGAUGAGGAUCCCCCCCAUACCUCCCAAUAAACAGGUACCGUACGCGAACUUCUUAAUUACUUUGUAUUGUGAUUUAUUAUUAAUUUUAUCACCUCCAUUAUUUUAUUCAACAUUGAUCAAUAAUUUACUGAUUCACUUCGUAUCCUAGCGUGAUGUCUACUGAUUAUGAGCAUGUAUACAUGUAAUUCUUUUUCUCGAGGAAGCAUGGGUUAUGGCUCGUAUUUUUGAUUUUUGUUGUGGUUAUUCUAUAAUUAGUAUAAUUGUACGAAGCACUGUUCUUUGUAGAAAGGUAUUUAGUACAGUACGUGCACAUGUCCCUUAAUUAGAAUCACAUGUACAAUGUCAUGCAUAUGGUUAUUAUUUUAUCGUUUCACUGCGUAUGUAUCACCAAUCUUAUAUUGAUUUAUUAUUUAUUAUUAUUGAUUGUUCUCGUGAUCUGUCUGAAUGAAUCUGUGAACUACA